UCGGUUCCUCGGUGGUGCCUUCUCGGCAUGGCUUCUUGGGGUGGUUCGUUUGGGCCCUCUUUGGUCGGCUUAUUUGCGUGGGCUGUUUUGGUCUUUGCGUGGUCGGUUCGGCUGCGAUGCUUCUGGUGUUUUGUCUGGCGGCUUCCGCCUUCGUCAGGCGAUGGGGUGCAGUGGAGGGUACCCGGAGUAAGGGGGCCUCUGCGCAUGUUUCACGAUGACUUUGGACUAGAUGGCUGUGGCACCACCGGUGUGCUGUAUGAAAACAAAUCGUGGUUGCUCCAUUGGUUCACACUGGCUCAAAAGACACCCCGUGGUACUCCUGCGUCGACAAUACCACAAAGCAUUGUUCCACAAGCAUUACCACCUCACCGACCCCACAGCACGGUUCUCGGUCGUCCUCUGGAAUGUGUUUACGCCUAAACCGCGUCUGAUCCCUCGGGGGGCCUGGGUAGCAGUUAGCUGUCCCUCUGCUAUGGAAGUGAGUAUCCUUCUGUCUCAUAACCCUUACCCUCUGCUUCGGGUGCCUGAAGCUGGGGUGUCCGGGCUGGGG
Zychaea mexicana is the source of this 550-nucleotide messenger RNA. RefSeq lists its product as uncharacterized. The record is from RefSeq and is a predicted model, not a curated record. The transcript is spliced from 5 exons. Lineage: Eukaryota; Fungi; Mucoromycota; Mucoromycetes; Mucorales; Lichtheimiaceae. The coding region runs from base 28 to 420 and encodes 130 amino acids.